Molecule: messenger RNA, 601 nt
Organism: Rubroshorea leprosula
Lineage: Eukaryota; Viridiplantae; Streptophyta; Magnoliopsida; Malvales; Dipterocarpaceae
Source: the annotation of a GenBank genome assembly
CAUUUUACUUAUCACUUUUCCUCACAUUAGGCGCAGUCAUGUGGUUCUUCUAUGGCCUUUUGUUGAAGGACUUGAACAUCGCCAUUCCGAACGUCGUAGGAUUUCAUUUUGGAAUUCUUCAGAUGAUCCUUUAUGCCAUCUACAGGAAGAGACCUAAGCAGGCGGUUGAACAGCCAAAGAUAGCAGAGCACAUCGUUGACAUGGCGAAACAAAGCACAAUGGUCGUCGGCUCGGAGCUGAGCACAGUAGUGCCUCAGCCGACCACCGAUCACAACAAUGGUGGGAUUGUGGAAGCUCAGAAGGUGAAGAAGGAAGGAGGCAAUACUGAGGAAACCAACAAGCAGAAUAUGAAGGGCUCCAAUCAAGUUUAACAAACUGUAUUUGCAUGAACUGGAUGUUUCCUCCUCCUGAGUGUGUCUGUAGCUAGUGUGAUUUGCUUGGCAUGUACACGUCUAGCGGCCAUGCAAGCAAUGGAAUAAUACUGUGCCUUUGAUGAAUAUGUUAUUGUUCCAAAAGUCAUUGUCUAAGUCAAAAGCAAGGGUUCCUUUUCCCUCUCUCUCUUCUAAAUCUGUAAUCGCACUAAUUAAUUUGCAAUUUAAUU